Messenger RNA from Amphibalanus amphitrite, 4374 nucleotides. RefSeq names its product protein kibra-like. NCBI's taxonomy places the organism in Eukaryota, Metazoa, Arthropoda, Thecostraca, Balanomorpha, Balanidae. Gene Ontology annotation, cellular component: cytoplasm. Gene Ontology annotation, molecular function: molecular adaptor activity; kinase binding. Gene Ontology annotation, biological process: cell migration; regulation of DNA-templated transcription; regulation of hippo signaling. The transcript is spliced from 16 exons. The record is from RefSeq and is a predicted model, not a curated record. The coding region runs from base 484 to 3897 and encodes 1137 amino acids.
AGGAGAGCUGCGCGGCCACCAAGGCCCGCCGCCGCCGCCGCGCCGUCGAUGCCUUGACCUUAGCACGCGCGUAGCAGGGCCGAGCCAAGGCGGCCGAGCGCGGCCCCAGAGGCGGACCGACCGACCGACCGGGCUGCCACCAUACGUCGAGAGCACGCGCCGCGGGCCCGGCCGACCAGUACCGAACCCGUCAGUGGCAGUGCUGCGAGCGGCGCUACUGGUCUGUCGCGCUGGCCGGAGCCCCCUCGCCGACCGCGGCUUUAUCGCAAACUACUGCGCAAGUGGAGAAUUGUUCAAUGAUAGCUGACCGGCUUUGUUAUGUUAAUACCGCAUUCCGAUCUGUGGAACGCGGCCGCUGAUUGGCUGGCCCCGCGGCGUGGUGUGACGUCACCCGGGAAUGGAAUGCUCGUACGGUUCAAGAUGGAGGGCGGUGUGCACGUCGGUGUGUGAGCGCGGUGCCCGGUGGUGAAUUCAGUGCGGAAAAUGCCGCGGAAUCGGAACGGUGAGAUGCCUCUGCCCGACGGAUGGGACAUGGCACGUGAUGUGGACGGAAAAAUCUACUUUAUCGACCAUACGACCAAGAAAACGACCUGGGUGGAUCCGAGGGAUAGGUACACAAAACCCCAGUCAUUCUCGGACUGCGUGGGCAAUGAACUGCCUCUGGGAUGGGAGGAGGCCUACGACAACAACAUCGGCGUCUACUACGUCAACCACGUGACCAAGAGCACCCAGAUCGAGGACCCGCGCGAGGAGUGGCGGCGGAUGCAGGAGUCCAUGCUCAAAGACUACCUGGUGACCGCUCAGGAGCACCUGGAGGCGAAGCGGGAGAUCUUCAACCUGAAGCAGGAGCGGCUCAAGAUCCUGCAGGAGGAGUACCUACAUCUCAACAACGCCAUGACCAACCUGAGCGCCUCAAAGACGAGCGUAUACUCGCACUCGAGUCAAGGCAGCGUGGGCACGCGGUACGACCCCGAGUCGCUGAAGGGAGACGUGGCGGCGGCCCGGGGACGGGUCCAGUCACUGCGGCUCGAGCUCGAGAGGAUGAGGACAGAGAUGGCCUUCAGAGAGCGCGGGGUCGAGACGCUGGCACAGGUGGAGAUGAAGAUGACCUCUCUGCGCUCACCCUACACCGUCUCCGAGGCCGAGGCCAUCAUCGAGGAACUAACCAACAUCGACCGGUCUCUGACCUCUGGCGAACGGGAGAAGCAGCAGCUGCUGCAGUGUCUGUCGCAGCUGCGUCACGAGCUGCAGCGGCUACAGCCGGCGGCGGACGGCUCCGCGCCCGAGGAUGUCGCCUACGGGCUGGCGGCCUCGCAGAAACUGAGCAUCGCCUCACAGACAGAUCUGUCCAGUGAUGUACGACCAAUCGGGGCCCGGCUGGCCGACGUCGCCCGGCUGCGACUUCAGUAUGAGGAGUCAAGGAAGCAGGUCCAGGCGAUACAGCACCAGCUGGCCGACAUUGAGGAUCGACUGCAGCCCGAACAAACCGAAUCGGACAAGGAUAGGUUGCUGCUGAUCCAGGAGAAGGAACAGUACCUGAGGGAACUGCAGCGGGUGGCAGCGAGCCAGCGGUCCGGAGACGAGGCUGACUCGAUCCAGAGUCGCAUCUACCGACUGCAGAUCGACAUACAAGAGGCGAUGGAAAUGUCCAAUACUAUCAUUGCCGACCGGUUACGACUAUACGAGGACCGGCAAUCACUCUUGGCGGGCCUGCGAGACGCCAUGACGCGCAUGGUUCAGUUAGAGACACAGCUGCGCAGCUCAGCCAGCAGUCUCAGCAUCAGCAGCAGUAGCAGUCUGGGCAGCCUCAGCAGCCACGCCAGCAGUCUGUCCAGCCUCAGCUUCACCGAUAUCUACGGCCUGCCCCAGUACGCCGAGCCCGCGGGCGGCGGUGGCGGAGGCGGCGGGGGCGGUGGCGGCGGCUCCGGAGUAGACAUGGUGGACCUGCAGCGGCGGGUGGAACGUCUCCUGCACGCCAGUGACGGCGAGCUGCAGCCGGCGUCUCUGUCUCCCCGCUCCUCUCUCGAGUCCGUCUCGCCGCCCGUCUCACCGUUCGAGGCGGCACCUCCGCCCGCCUACGAGCGCGCCGACUCGGCGGGCGCCGUCGGUGGGCCCGAGCCGCCCCUCUCGCCGAUCCUGGAGGCCGAACUGGACGCGGCCGUGGCCGGCGAGCGACCCGUCUCAGCGGCGGUCAGCAACGAGUCCGUGGCCGGAGACUCGGGUGUGUUCGAGGCGUGCAGCCGCCGCCUACUGGCCAGUCUGGAGACUGCCCAACUGCAGGUCCGGCUGCGCUACGCGCUGGCCGAUGGAGUUCUCUACGUGGGCAUCGAGCGAGCUCGGAACCUUUCGGCGCUCUCCGUGCCGGAAGGCCUGCCUGUAUACGUGAAGGUGGCGCUGUUGCCCAACCCUCCUGCCGGCUUCUUCGCGUGUCGCACCCACCCUGUGACGGAGCUGGAGAGGCCCACGUUCGGCGAGGUGUUCCCGUUUCCCAUUCAGCCGGACAGACUCGUCUCAAAGUCGCUCAAAAUCAACGUCUGGACGGCCGAGGAGGAGGCGGAUGACAUCUGCUUGGGAAGCACCCAGGUCAGUCUGGCCGAGUUCAGUGCCAGCGACACCUCACUGAAGUGGUAUAACGUGAUGUCGAUGUCGGACCCGCCGGCAGCCGCCCACUUCCACUUCGGAUCUGACGUGUUGGAGGCGGCAGCGGCAGCCGCAGCCAGCUCGCGGGAUGAGGCGCCUCACGACUCCCGAGCCUCAACUAUGACGGGCCCUCCCGAGGACUAUUCGCCCUUGGAGGAAAUGUCGCUGCUUGACAGCGGCAUGGCUCUCUCCGCGGAAACAGAGGACAAGGGUACCAACACAGAGUGUGUGUUCGGUCCGGACCGCUCCCUGCGCACACCGUCCCUGGCCGGUUGCGGCGGCGCCCGGCCCAAGACGCCCACCGUCAAACGCUCGCAGACGUUCUCACCGAGCGCGGCCGUCAGUAAGAACCAGUACGUAUGUCGGCUGAACCGCUCCGACUCGGACUCUGCCAUUCCGACGGUGCGUCGCGGGGGCAGCUUCCUGCGGGGUGCCGCCGAGCGUCGCUCGCUGCGCUGGAAGCUGGCGCCGCAGACCACGCCGCCGUCUGCGGCCGCCCACCGGCGCACCCAGUCUGUGCGACUGCGUAGCAGGACGUCACUCGACCUGGAGCUCGACCUCAAGGCGCAGCAGCUGAAGCUGCAGAACAUGCACGAGGAGAUCGGGAUGCUGCGCACGCUGAAGGGAAAGCUGGAGGAGGUGAAGGAAGCGCCCGAGAAACUGAAGGAAGGCGACUUCGUGGCGGCCGUCAUACGUGAGUUGGAGCGAACCAGCCCGCGGGAGGCCCCUCAGACACCCGAGGACAAGAGGGUCGAGAAACUGCUGAGGAAAACCUCCAAGGACGUCUACAAACUGAGGAGGAGCAAGUCCACCACGCCCGGAAAACCCGACAUGGAAGCAUUCAAGGAGCGGAUGUACUUUUUCAUCCAGACGGCUCCGACGUGCCCGGUGGCCGUCACGGAGGAGCGCUGCUCUUCGGACGGCGCCGACACCGACACGGAGCCACCGAGCAACCGGAGCACGCUCAAGCGCGGCGCCGCCUGUCCGUACGACUGCGGCGCCAGUGCGGCAGACGAGGAUGAGGAGGGGAGCGUCGAGUCGGGCCGGUCGACUCUGACGCGCGGCGCCGCGCCGCCCGCCGCGCUGGGAGUGCUCUCCUCCGAGCGCGUGCUCCAGCAGCUGGAGGAGGCCUGGAGGAGGGACGAGCCGUCGGCGCCAACCGUGCGGACCACCGCGGGUAGUGAGGUCUGCCCCGGCGGACAGGAGCAGAAGAGGUUCACCUAUGUGGUGGAUCGAGAGUUUGGGGUCGAGGUCUAAAUCAAAAUGCAAUGCUCACGUAGAUAAGAGAGAGGGAGACAACUGCAAUACUGAGAUUCGGUAGCUGUGCCGGUUGCCUUACUGUUGUUAAGAAGAGCGGGGAUGUAGCGGUGUAUCGGCGUCGGCGUUUCGUGAUGCCGGCGCCCCUGUUGUCGCAUUGUGCCACAAAGUGCAUUCACAAUCAUGUUGCUGUCAGUUUGUUACAUCCAUUGUUUACAAAGGGCUUUACGUAGAGCUGACAAUAUAUGUGUGUGCGCGCGCGAGUGACUGCGGGCCGUGUGUCAAAUCUCAGGUCAGUGUUGCGCCGGCGCGCCGUGCCGUCGGCAGCCUCUGCCAAAUCUGCCUUGGACGGCUGCGCGCGCGUGCGCCCUUCCGACCGCACACUGAUCCUCUGCCAUUGUAAAAAGUAGACGAUUUAACUCAGUAGCGUGUUUAUUUCUGAAAAUAUAAUAUAUGAAUAUAUGAAGGAGACGAACA